AUCUGAUUAAAUUGGAUAGCGAUAUAGCACUGGCUCUGGACUGGACACGCCUUUCCACCAACAAGACCGAAGUUAAACAGUUAAGUCUGAAGUCUGUCUCUAAGUUUGACACUUUCAGAAGUUCAAAGAAGAUUCUUUCAAGACUUUAAUGGUGGUGUUUUUGUUAAGAUCUGCUAUUUUGAACCCUUUCUUUUUUGUCCUUCUUCAAGUGGUUCAAUGUUAAGCUUUUGCUUCACACUUAAGCCUCCUUCAGUCUACAGCAUCAACAGUUGCAACUGGAGGAGAAGAAAGCCCCGAGUGCUUCAAAUUUCUGCUGUUUCUUACCAGAAAUUUAUUGACUUUGCUCUCAGUGAAACCAAACGUCAUGCUUUUUUGGUCCCUUCUCCUCUGCAGGAACACUUUGAUACUUUGACUGCAAUGGAUGAAAAAACGGAGCUGCAAAUGUCAUCAUUCCAAGCCCCCAAGAUAAGACUCCUGCGCAGUAUGUAUAUUCGAAAUGAAGUAAUGCAGGUUUUGGAUUUUGCUGUCUUCCCAAAACCAGAAUUUGACAUGCCUAUAUUCUGUGCCAACUUUUUUACAAAUGCUAGCAUGAACAUUGUUGUCCUGGACCUAAAUCCUUUGCAUGACACCACUUUCCACAGAGAGUACAAAGAGAAGUACUACAAACCAUUAAUGCCUCUUGGUCUCAAGUAUGCCAAGCUUUUACCUUGGGGAGGAAAGCUUACAAGCGAGUCUAUAAAAUUUUUUUCACCUAUAGUGAUAUGGAGCAAGUUUACUUCAAGCCAAGACAAGCACGAUGCUUUAUAUUCUGCAUUCAUGGAAUACUAUAAGGCAUGGCUUGAGUUAAUGGACCAAGCAGUAGAGGGGAUAGAGGUGUCUCAAAUUAUGUGUAACUGUGAAGCACAACAUAGAUAUCUAACAUGGAGAGCAGAAAAGGAUCCAGGUCAUGGAGUGCUGAAGAAGCUGAUAGGUGAUACACUAGCAAAGGACUUGCUGAGAAACUUUUUAUUUAGCGGAGUCAACGAACUAGGAAGCAAGAAGUUUCUGGAUUACUUUCCUGAGUAUGGCUGUGAGGACGGGAGUAUAAGUGAAAAGCGCAGCAUCAUCGGAAAGUCUUUUGAGAACCGCCCCUGGGAUUCCCAAGGAGAAUUUGUUGGUAACAACAUUGAGAGCUAAUAUGUAAGCUUGCUUGCCCAUUUCCUUUUCUUCUCUAGAAAUAAAUGUUUCAUCCUACAGCUAAUAUGUAAGUUUUUAAGAGAAAUUUCUUAACCUUUUUUCCAAGGUUGAAUUGAAAAAGGACCAUUUAUCCUGAGUCUUUCAUUCAACCUUGAAUAAAUGUUGAUAAAAUUGCUAAUGAAACUGUGAAAACGGUUUUUGAAAA
Molecule: messenger RNA, 1381 nt
Organism: Mangifera indica (mango)
Lineage: Eukaryota; Viridiplantae; Streptophyta; Magnoliopsida; Sapindales; Anacardiaceae
Product: phytochromobilin:ferredoxin oxidoreductase, chloroplastic
Exons: 8
Coding region: 217-1176 (319 amino acids)
Biological process (GO): phytochromobilin biosynthetic process
Molecular function (GO): cobalt ion binding; phytochromobilin:ferredoxin oxidoreductase activity
Source: RefSeq, a predicted model, not a curated record